AUGGGAAGUAUCAACGCCCUGGGGGAUUUCAAGAAACGCGAAGAAAGGGAGAUAGAAAUAGAAUGGGAGAGAAAUAAAUUGUACAUUCAUUUGGCGGCGAGAAAUAAUCCGGGGACGUUUCAUUGGAGUUUGUACUUGACGGAGGAGAAACCGGAGAGGGGAUGGGUGUAUCAUGUUUUUGACCCGGUGCCGGAUAGGUGGAUUUUGGAAAUGCUGGGGGGAGAUGAGGAGGGGGAGAAGGAGGAGGAUAAGGGGAAUAGAGAUGGUGGUGGGAACGAAGAUAGUAACGAGGGUUCUGAAUCACCAGGCGAGGAUUCCAGGGAAAAUGGUGACCAGCAAAUAGUUGGUCCUGAAGGGGAAAACAAAGAAGGACAAGAGGAUGAGAAAGAAAUUGGGAAGAAGUAUGAAGAGAAGCGAAAGCGAGAGUCGGGAGAUACAGGACAUAUCAGCGAUGAGGAAAGUGAUGAAAAUGGGCAGUCGGACAGUGAUAGGGGUAUAAAGGAAAAAGAAGAGGAUAGGAAACACAAGAGAAACAAGACAGACAAUGAGGAGAAUCAAGGAAAAGAUGACGGUUCAUAUGAUCUGGAAGAUCCCCACCGCAGCAAGAACCACGACGCAGAAGACAACAACCACACAUUCCUCACCUCAUCCUCUCUCCUCGCCGCCAUUGAAAUCGGAACCGACAUCCAAGAUAUGCGAGAGAUAAUCGAAGAAACGAUAUCCACCGAAUGGAAGACGGGGAGAAAGAAGAUCGCAAAAGGGGAGAAAAUCUGUCGAGAGUUUUUGUUGAAAUGUGUUGAGGAAUUGGAAUCGGUGGGAGUGUUGAGUUUUAAGGAUGGGAAGGGGAUUGGAGAUGUAGAGAGAGAAGCCGAGGAGUUUGGGUUGUUGAGUGAUCCAGCUUUGAAUGCGGCGGCGAGGAGGGGGAGAGUGUGGAAGAGUAGGGUUGUGGAGUGA
This is a messenger RNA of Botrytis deweyae, 954 nucleotides long. RefSeq lists its product as uncharacterized. The transcript has a single exon. The record is from RefSeq and is a predicted model, not a curated record. NCBI's taxonomy places the organism in Eukaryota, Fungi, Ascomycota, Leotiomycetes, Helotiales, Sclerotiniaceae. Bases 1 to 954 code for a protein of 317 amino acids.